ACGGAAGUGACGUACACGCUCACGAGACUCAGAAUCUGAUUAAACCAUCGGAUUCCCGUAAAAUCUAAAGCAGGACGGAGACAGGGGGAGCCGAGCCCAGUCUAUGGGAGAGGAGCAGACAAUUAUCUGGUGAAGCGGAAAGCGCAGAGAGGUCAGAAGAAGGGCGUCGAAUCUGAGCGUUUCUUCUGAUGUAGAUGUAGGAUAUGCUCUCCAGCCUCAGCACAGGUUUCCUGAUCUCAAGCCGAAGUUUCCUCCAUUAAAAUCCUCUUCGCCUUCCUCUCUGCACAUGCACGGCACCAUGGGUAGCUCCCCAGAGGUGCUGUCCUGGACCUCUUGCCCCAGCCUGCUGGUGGGAAAGCUCAAAGAAGAGCUCAAGCUCACCGUGGUGGGAGACGCUCUGAAGAAAACCAAUGCCAACAGUUCUCCUUCUCCCCAAGCGCCGCCGCCCGCCCCUCCCCCGCAGAUCAUCACAGACCUGGCCCCACCAACCAGCCUCCCCGCGCCCCUACAGCCGGGCCGAGACGACGACUUGGCCGUGAGCGGGAGCAGCCCACCUUGCACGGCGCUCAGCGAGGACUCGAGCCGAGAGCAGGGCCACUUCGAGAACAGCGUGCUGCAGCUGCAGGAGCAUGACGAGGAACACACCGUGAAACAGGAAGAGCACGGGUCCUGCGGAGAAGAGAGCAACGAGGUCGGCGGCUGCAACUUGGAGCACGCCGACCACCAUCAUCACGACGAUAUCAAACUCCAGUUCCACCGAGCCAACAAUGGCGGAGGCGGCUUCCUGGACGGCUUGUUCGGCUGCUUAAAGCCCGUGUGGAAUAUCAUAGGGAAGACGUACUCGACAGAUUACAAGCUCCAGCAGCAAGAUAUCUGGGAAGUUCCGUUCGAGGAGAUCUCCGAGCUGCAGUGGUUGGGAAGCGGAGCGCAGGGCGCCGUCUUCCUGGGAAAGUUCCAUUCUGAAGAAGUGGCCAUCAAGAAGGUCCGAGAGCAAAAAGAGACCGAUAUCAAACACCUCCGCAAACUCAAGCACCCCAACAUCAUCGGCUUCAAGGGUGUGUGCACGCAGGCACCGUGUUACUGCAUCAUCAUGGAGUAUUGUGCUCAGGGGCAGCUGUAUGAGGUACUCAGGGAAGGGAGGAGGGUAACUCCCCGUCUCCUAGUGGACUGGGCAUCGGGCAUCGCCAGCGGCAUGAACUACCUACAUCUCCACAAGAUCAUCCACAGAGACCUCAAGUCACCAAACGUGUUAGUCACACACAACGAUGAUGUGAAGAUCUCCGACUUCGGAACAUCCAAAGAGCUGAGUGACAAGAGCACGAAGAUGUCGUUCGCUGGUACGGUGGCCUGGAUGGCUCCAGAGGUGAUCCGGAACGAGCCUGUAUCUGAGAAAGUAGACAUCUGGUCAUUUGGUGUGGUGUUAUGGGAGCUUCUGACCGGAGAGAUCCCCUAUAAAGAUGUGGACUCCUCUGCCAUUAUCUGGGGCGUAGGGAGUAACAGUCUGCACCUUCCCGUGCCCUCGACAUGCCCUGACGGCUUCAAAAUCCUAAUGAAGCAGACAUGGCAGGGUAAGCCCAGAAACAGGCCAUCGUUCCGACAGAUCCUUCUGCACCUGGACAUCGCCUCUGCAGAUGUACUUGGAGCCCCCCAGGAGACGUACUUUAAAUCUCAGGCGGGGUGGAGAGAGGAAGUAAAGAAGCAUUUCGAGAAGAUAAAAAGUGAAGGAACCUGCAUCCACCGCCUGGACGAGGAACUUAUACGGCGCAGAAGAGACGAGCUCAGGCAUGCACUGGACAUUCGAGAGCAUUAUGAGAAGAAGUUGGAGAGGGCGAACAACCUGUACAUGGAGCUGAGCGCGAUCAUGCUGCAGCUAGAAGUGCGAGAGAAAGAGCUCAUGAAGAGGGAGCAAGCUGUGGAGAAAAAGUACCCCGGCACGUACAAACGCCAUGUGGUGCGACCCAUCGUCCGACCCAACGCUGUUGAGAAACUCAUCAGGAAAAAAGGCAGCGUGAACCACAAACCUGGCACACAGACUCCCAAAAGGCCUGAUCUGCUGCGCUCCGAUGGAAUCAGUGUGGAGGCUUUUCCGGUGUCCUCUCCUCUCUCAGGCAGCCCGAGAGUGUCCACUCCUCCCGGGAAAGCACGCUACCGCAGCAAACCGCGGCACCGUCGCACCAACAGCAAGGGCAGCCACAACGAGUUUCCCGGGGCCCUGAAGCCUAACGUCAACAUGACUGAGGAACAGCAACCUCUGCAGCCUCAGCAAUACCAUAAUCAUCACCAUAUAUCACCACGCUCAUCAUCUACCCCCGAUAGCCCUCUGCUCCCUCUGCAGAGGCGAGACAUCGUAGCAGCUUCAUGCGCCAACGAGCUGCGCUACUUCGGCCCUGCUGCCGCACUACGCAGCCCUCACACGGAGCACCUCCAGCGCUCCAGCCCCGACCUCAUCAACACCACUUUGGAGGCUGACGCACGCCAACACGUGGCACUUGGGCCUGCCACGCUCUGCCCCUGCUGCCAGGGUCACCCACUGCCUGGGUGCUUGCGGUGCAACGACAUGUUGCCCGACUGCUCUCUGGUCAGCACACGUGAGGGUCCUGACAGAGAGGGUGUGGAGGGUCAGCAACAGCCAGAACAAGGCAGCUCUCCACAGAACAGCCUCCCACGCAGCCUCAAAGCCCUCAGCAAGGCUGGGGAUGACUCAUCGGAGGAAGAGGAGGGAGAGGUUGACAGUGAAGUGGAGUUUCCACGGAGACAGAGGCCUCACCGUUGCAUGAGCAGCUUUCAGUCGUACUCUACGUUCAGCUCGGAGAACCUGUCCGUGUCGGACGGCGAGGAGGGAAACACGAGCGAGCACUCGCACAGUGGACCUCUGGAGGCACUGAGCGCCAGUCAGGACGAGCAGCUGGACGAGCUGCUUUCCCACACACCGGAGAUCCCCAUCGACAUCUCCACGCAGUCCGACGGCCUCUCCGAUAAAGAGUGUGCUGUGCGUAGGGUCAAGACUCAGAUCUCCCUGGGCAAGCUAUGUGCUGACGAACACAGUUACGAGAAUCCACUGCACUUCGGCGAUUCCGACUGCGAUUCCUCGGAAGCCGAAUGCUCCGACACCACCAUCAGGAACAAGCCACCGUGUGCUCCCUCUUCUUGGUGAGGGGGAGGGGAAUAAAUCACCGCAAUAACCGGGGCCCGCUGGAAAAGACCGCGCCCCUUUGCUCAUUCUGUCCCCGCCCUCUAUCUCAAGCCCCACCCAUCCGAGUAAGCUCAGGCAACUCUGGACUGACAAUGUAGCUAGUGUAACAUUCAUAAUUUAUUUUUCUGCAUUCAAGGUGAAGAAAACGACACGUAUUCAGGAAGUCUUUUCAAUUCUUGCCCAGAACAAAAAAAGGACAAAAGCGAACGCGUGCGCGAGGACGAAGAGGAGUUGGUGGUGGAGAGCGUAAAGAUCACUUCUGAUUUACAGAGCACUCUGGUUCGACACGGGACCCUUUAACAGAAACGCAAGCAGCCAGAUCUGCGAGACUCGCUAGAUUCCCGGUUAAAGCUUGAGUUUAUAAAAUUGAUGCCCUGGAAUAUCAGGGUCACUUCGGGUUUGAACACCAGCAUGAACAGCACCUAUCCGUUCUCUUGUUGUUGUUGUUUUUUGUUUUUGUGGUGUUUUUUUGGGUGGAUAUUUUUGUUUUGUUUGGGUUUUUUCCCCCUUCAUCUCUCCAUCUCUUAUUUCUGACACCACACACACAGAGGCUCGGCAUGCCGGAUCCGACAGAGUUUCCAGUGGAACACCAACUCGCUUUUCCAAAAACGACGCACAACAGAAUUUGUGUGAGAAAUCCCUCCGAUCAUUGUUAAAGCUGGAGCAAAGCAGGCCAGCUUUCCUCUCACCUCAGGCUUAAACUCGGACGCGAGACUGCGAAGACGACGAGAACGCGUUCCUGUUCGCGUACGGAUCUGAGUCUACGCCCAGGUUUCUCCGUUAAAAAAAAGAAAAAAAAACUUCCCGUCCUUCUAUUCUUUAAUUUCAUCUCAGUUUCAUUCCCCAUUCGAGGUUAUUGGUAAAUGUAAUGAUUCAUGAUGCGAAGAUGCAGCAGCCCCUUAAAAUCCCUCAGGACUUGGCGCAAUUCAUUCUAUUUCCGGUUCACCGUGAGACCGAAUGUCUAGUGUGAGGCGAAGGCCUUUAGACACACUCUAAAGGUUCAGCAAUAACGAGAAAGUUCCGCUCAGGCUUAGGAGAAUCUCACUCAGGAGGACUGUCUAGCUGGCUGGACAGCCACACUGGCAUGUUGUAGUGACAUAAGCUAGAUGUAGGGAAAGGUUCAUUUUAACCUUUUUUUAAAUUAUUUUAUCUUUAGUUUUUUCGAGAUUUUUGUUUUUCUCUGAAUCGCCUCGCCUUCUUGACGAUUUGAUGCUCAGGUUAAGUUCAAUGCGCAGUGCAGCUCUUUUCUUGAGCGCACUUUCAAUGGCCCUCCACUAGAGGGAGACAGAUCUGUGUUGUGUUGCUGUGAUUGGACACGCAGGCAACAUUUUUCCUUUUAAUUCCAGGAGUAUGUUUUGAUUAGGAUUAGCAGUAGUCGUUAGAUUCCCUACUACCAUCAACUGUUUUUAGGUUCACAAAAUGAGGGACGCUGCAUCUUUUAUCUUUUAAGAUACCCGUGUGUGUUUUCGGUGUGUGUGUUUGUGUAAUAGAUUAGACAAGACAGCUGAACAGUGGAACUUAAAAUGAAGUCAGGUUAGACUUGACUGUUCGCUGUUGAAAGAUUGAGUGAGAGAGAGUUUUCAUUUUAUUUUCCUGAUUCAACAGGGUUUGUUUGCACAUUGAAGUCUUACACCCAAAAACGAGUUUUUAGCAAACGAACAAAGCGAGAAGGACCUUGACCCGGUUUACUCAAUCCUGUCCGAGACGAAUCUGAUUUCCAGUUUGUAUUCUCGACCGAUUGCAGUCUGACCGUGGGGGGGUGAAAGGACUCGUCUUGUACCCAGUAAACCAGGACAACUUACAGACACACACCAACCUCAUUUCUCUUGUUUACGUCCUUUUUUAAAAGCUUCUGUGAUUUCUCCAACACCCCCCUCCCCCACCCACCCACCCACCCAGUAAUCAGACAGGUAUUGAGAGUAAUGUACAAUAUUGUCUUUCUAUCUGCAGCACUAUAAUGUUUUCUGUAUAGUUCAAACGAUUCGUUGUGUUCAUUUAAUGUAAUUUAAAUUUCUCUCCUUUUCAUUUUGUAGCUGGCCUACAUGGUCUUUGCAUUAAUUUAUUUUGGAUUUCUAGCCAGUUUAGAAUCAUGUUAGUUAGUUUUCCUAAUCAGGUUUUUUUUUUUUUCCUCACAUCAAUGAUUUGUGAAGUAUUUCUGGAAAGAGAGUGUUCAGUCUUUUUCUGUGUAAAGAACUUCGUUGAAACUAGAGCUGCUGAACAGCUGAAAUCAUGUUUCGGUCAGUUUCAGUAUUUUUUUUUUGGACUAAAAUCCAGUCUCUUCUUAUGGGGAUAAUGGAAUCACUUACACCCGGUUUAACUGUAGGUUUAACACCUCGGACGAGGACUUACUUGCGAUAUUCAAUCUCCAUUAUCCAGUGGUGUUCGUCAGCCCAGACGCUGACGUCUAGACAAGUUCGAGCAGCAUCAGUCCUGUUUAACUAGCAGAUGCAAACCUUGUAUCAUGAUCGAUAACUGGGUAAUCGUUUUUCCGUUUGGGCAUUUUGCUCAUCUCUGUUCGUUCAGUCAAUUAGCUUUUCGUUGUGCUUAAAGAGCUACCUGUUAACAAAAGGAGUUUCUUAAUAUACCUGUAAGCCGUCUGAGCUAAAGAACGGAUCUAAAAUAGUUUAAAAAAAAAGGGUUCUAUUUAGUGUGUUUGCAUUUCUUAAUGUGACAGAUAAAGUCUGAAUGCUCUCAGUAUUUAUAUCAGGAUGAAACUGUACUAUUAAUUCUGAAUUGUUUUUUUCCUUUUUUUUUUUUUUUACCAUCUUUACAAACAAAUCUCACUGUAUCACAUUCCUGGUUCUCUCAGUUUCUUUUCCCAUUUUCCUCUAGUUCUCAUUCCGUUCUCAACUAAAACAUAAACGGUUAUUUUGGUAUAAACUAUUUUUCUGCCGGACGUGUUAAAACUAUUUUUCUUUCCCUCCAGUACGUUUCUUACUCGUAUCCUGCUGUCCCUUUCCCUAUCGCGAAUAGCGUUCCGAUCAACCAACCCUGCCAGUUUUCCUGUAUUAGCCUGUGUACAGUGCAGUGGGAGCAGGAAGGAAUAAAAUCAAAGCAAACAACUGCAUGGAAUAAAACGCUGAUGUACUGUA
Messenger RNA from Silurus meridionalis, 6285 nucleotides. RefSeq names its product mitogen-activated protein kinase kinase kinase 13 (gene map3k13). The record is from RefSeq and is a predicted model, not a curated record. Gene Ontology annotation, molecular function: JUN kinase kinase kinase activity; ATP binding. NCBI's taxonomy places the organism in Eukaryota, Metazoa, Chordata, Actinopteri, Siluriformes, Siluridae. Gene Ontology annotation, biological process: protein autophosphorylation; JNK cascade.